CGGAUCGGAUAGGAUUCAUCCAAGGGCUAAGGGAAAGAAAACUUGUCCGCGUCGCUCACGAUCUCGGCGAAGGAGACCAAUAAGAAUCCUGCAAGGAGGAAGAAUCCUCACCAAAAUCUACGAAAUUUCCACAGACUGAAACCCGAUCGAUAGUAUAGGUGGUGAGGAGCGGCCGGCGGUGGUGACCAAAUCCAUAACUAGCUUGAGAAACGUUCUUAUAUUAUAUAGGACGGAGCGAGUAAUUGCUUGCAGGACGGCCAAGAUCCAUGUCGGCAGCGCUUCGAUCCGCGGCGAGGAUGCUCGGCCGUGGCUCCCUGCUCCAGCGAACGGGGGCGGAGGGGCUCUUCUCGCCAAGCAGAAGCAGGCUCGUGCACACCCGUGAGCAUGCUCCUACAGACCUUGCGCGCGAGAUCCAACAGAAGAAAGACGAGCUACGGAGCUUGGUAUCUAAGGCGAUGCGGAACAAAGUGGAGGUGUAUGAUGUGUUAGGUAAGGCAGAUAAGAAUUGUGAGACUCUUGGUAAGCAUGACACGCUUCCACUAGCACUCCAAUAUCGUUCUCGGGGGAAAGUCGUUCCAAAACCACAUGCCACCCUUAGGACCUGGAUGCGGUUCGCUACAAGGGCUGACGCUUUGCUGGAGGCAGCUGCCCACGCGACAAUCUUCGCUUUGGUUAUUGCUUUUGUGGUUAGUGGUAGGGUCGGCAAUGGGGUAAAAGCCCAAACUGUUAAUGAGGAAAACCAGGGAAGUCAAGAUUGAAGAUUGAGAACCAAAGAUGGCUCCAGUUUGUUUUCAGUUAAAUUAUGAUGACUUACAAUUUGGCUUGCUGGCACUACGAUAUGGUUGUGAUAUUGUGUGACAUGAUGUGUUAUCGUAUCUCU
This is a messenger RNA of Triticum aestivum (bread wheat), 880 nucleotides long. RefSeq lists its product as uncharacterized. Lineage: Eukaryota; Viridiplantae; Streptophyta; Magnoliopsida; Poales; Poaceae. The record is from RefSeq and is a predicted model, not a curated record. Bases 267 to 758 code for a protein of 163 amino acids. The transcript is spliced from 3 exons.